This is a messenger RNA of Leucoraja erinaceus (little skate), 2824 nucleotides long. It is a transcript of the gene dph7, whose product is annotated as diphthamide biosynthesis 7. Lineage: Eukaryota; Metazoa; Chordata; Chondrichthyes; Rajiformes; Rajidae. Gene Ontology annotation, molecular function: protein binding. The transcript is spliced from 10 exons. The coding region runs from base 195 to 1607 and encodes 470 amino acids. The record is from RefSeq and is a predicted model, not a curated record.
GGGGUGGGCGCGCGCUGCCGCCCGCGGGGCCGAAUGGCGGGAGAGGGAACGGGCAACCAUAGAUCCGAAACGACGAAGGGCUGAGUGUGUGAGAAGGAACUGCAGCUGCUGGUUUAGACCGAAGAUAGACACAAAAAGCUGAUGCAGCAUUUAUUUUUAGACAAUUAAAUCAGGCCCUGCGAUGAGUUAUUGACAUGGAAGCUCGACGUACAGCUCGAACCCUCCAGGUAGUGGAUACAGAGUACAGUGCAGAUGCUGUGGAGUGGUGCCCGAUUGACAAAUGGCAUCAUGUACUAACCUGUGGUACUUAUCAAUUAAAGAAUCCUGAAGAGAAGGGGUCAGGAGACUCGGAAAUUAAUAAGCCUCAACUCCGGCAGGGGCGGCUUUACCUUUACUGCUUUCAACAGAAACAGCUUUAUUCUCCUUUAACAGAGAUACAGAGGAUUGAAAUGCCUGCAAUAUUAGAUCUCAAAUGGUGUCAUGUGCCCAUGGCUGGGUAUCCUGUACUUGGUGUAGCGAAUGCUGAAGGAAGCCUGGAACUGUAUAAUCUAACACCAAAUAAGCAGAAAAACAGCUGCUCAUUGGAGCCCAUGUGCAGUGUUAAGUUAGGGCCUGAAAGCCUGGCUCUAUCCCUGGACUGGUCAACAGGAAAAUGGCAUGAACCUGUCAAGAUCAUUUGUAGUGACUCAAAGGGAUGUUUGAGCCUGGUAUCUGUGGACAGCAGUAGAUCAGCAAUGGCCGUGGUCUCCCAGUGGAAGGCACAUGACUUUGAAGCUUGGAUUGCAGCUUUCAAUUACUGGAAUACAGAUGUUAUUUAUUCAGGAGGUGAUGACAGUAAGUUGAAAGGUUGGGACAUGCGGACAGGGACUAAUAAGCCAGUCUUCAUUAGCACCAGGCACUCGAUGGGUGUGUGCAGUAUCCAAAGCAAUCCGCAUAAACAACACAUACUGGCUACUGGAAGUUAUGACGAACAUGUUCUUAUCUGGGAUUCCCGGCAGAUGAAGCGACCGUUGGCAGAUACCCACGUCCACGGAGGUGUAUGGAGGGUGAAGUGGCAUCCAAGUCAGGAAGACCUGCUGCUUGCAGCAUGCAUGCACAAUGGAUACCAUAUCCUGGACUGUGAGGGUGCACUCGCUGCAGGUCAAGAAGGAUGCCCGAUUCUUUAUUCAUACAUAUUACACAAUUCACUGGCAUAUGGGGCAGACUGGUCAAGGUUAUCAAUCGAUGCUCAACCCACCUCAGGGCCUUGGUCUGUACCUUCGUUAUUAGCUGAAACUCAGAGGAAAAAGGAUCCUGAACAAGGAACAAAGGAAGCAGUAGUCAAGUUCCAGCAUCUAAAGAUCCAGUAUGAAUCUCCCACAGGUUUAUUUGAUAUGGUGGUAGAAGAUGAGGCAGAUGAUUAUGGCUCUAGGUCUUCAAGCAGUUUGCAGGCCAGUGGUGCCUCUCAAUGUCCAAGUACGGACCUUGCCAUGAAAGAGCAGCAGAACCUCAAGGCCGGGAUUGAUUGGACUAAAAAGAAAGGUGAUUUGUUGGCAACGUGUUCCUUCUAUGACCAUGUCUUGCAUGUUUGGAAGUGGGAAAGAAACAACACUGUAUCUUCCACUUAAUUUUUUCAAAAAGUGUAUACUAUUAUAAAGUACUGGUGAGGCCAGAUUGCACAAGGGAAGAGUAUAGUUUGAUCAUUUUAAUUUUCAGUAUCCUGUAGAAAAGUUGGGCAUGAAAUUUAUAACAGUUCAUUAUUCUUAAAAUAGUGCCAAUAUUUUGGUGUUCUCGGCUACAUAAAUGCUUCAGGUGAAGGGGAAAGUGGGAUAGAAGUUGGUAGCUUUGUGAUGUAAUUGAUCACACUAUUAAAUAAUAGUAAAAGACUAAAAUAUGGUUGGAAAUAAAGAUACAAUGAGAAAUAUAGUAUUAAUGGUACACGUCCUCCCUGGGUUACAAACACGCGACUGGAUGCCCCAUACACACAGACAAGUGUGUGGAGACUAGUGGGAUGUGCAAGGAAGAAUUUGUUGGCUGCAGCAUCAUGCCAGGGGGGAAUAGGGUCAUUCCGUUGUUGUCUUUCACCAGCUGCAAUAAUGGGUGCUAGAUUGAGGCUAGCGUUGGAGACUUGUUUAUUCAGUGAGUCAGCUAGGCUGACUGACUGUCGCUCUUCCGGAUCUCCCGUCACAGAUGUUUCUGUUUAUCUCUGACUUACAAACAGUUCACAUAACAAACAGUUCUCAGGAACAGAAUCCUUUUGUACACUGGAGAUUUCCUGUAAUGCGUGGAUCAUUUAGUCUGAAACACCUCUUCAUUAAUCCCAAUACUAGACCUACAGAAGAAUUGAGGAGGGAUUUGUACAAGUCAUUUGAAUCAGAUUAUGCCACCCAGGAUUUAAAAAUAAUUCAAGGGGCCUGGUGUCAAAGGUUAAUUUAGAUCUUCUGCCAAUGAUCUUUAUAAACCGAUGCUUUCUGCUUUUCUCUGACCAUGAUCUGUGACUGGUAAAUUAUUACAAUCCACAUUUCUGGUGACAUGAGAAACUGUACAAUUGAAGCUCCUCACAGCAAAGUGUUUUGGUCCUGUGGACCUCUAAUUAACUGGUGCUUUGGUUCUCAGGAGUUUUUGCUAAGAGCUGCUUUUGGAUUUCAAGGAAAUCCAUAGUAGUUGAGCAAGACUAAAUUUAUUUUUUACCGAUGGAUUUAAUGUAUGAAUUUAAACAAUUAUACAUUUUUUAUCAAUCUUUUUUGCAACUGUCUUCCACUGAUGUGUAAGUCAAAUUUUAAAUAUAUACAGACAUGUCUUAUAGACCUCCAGAAUGUAAUUAAAGAGUUAUUUGUUUGAUCAA